AUGCCUAGCACCCAGAAUUUAUCUAAAACUGUACAAAAUUUAAUGGCAUUUGAGGGCAUAUUUUUUCGAUCACUCAAAAAAGUCCUUCAUAAUUUCAUAUCGGAAUCGUCGGAGGGAUACCAAACACCCAGUCAAGACUCUGCACCAUUGGAUUCGGGAGAGCCAGAGGAUAAUUCGCAACAUAAGCAUAUCAGCAGCAGUGACCAAAUAGACGAGAGCAAUGAAAGCAACGAGUCGCAAUACCCGGGCAUACUAGACACAGAUCUGAUUGCGCUCACUAAAGGCCAGAAGAAAGUCUUCAUUAUCAUUGUUUUGAUACUGUGCGUUAUCUCCUUGAUAGGAAACAUCAGCACUUUGGUGGUGAAUGUACGCCGAAAAAUAAGGCCCUUUUUCAGGGCUUGCCUCAUAUCGUUGGCCUUUAGCGAUUUGUUGAACACAGUGUUUCUGAGUACAGCCUAUUUGUCACAGUUCAUGGCGGAAUAUGUUCAAAUCUGGAGUUUGGGAGCAUUGAUGUGCAAUUUGGUACCAUUUGCCACCACUGCGGCCAUUCUGGCCAGCAGCAUGACUCUGGUGGGCAUUGCAGUGGAUCGCUAUUAUGCUGUAAUGAAAGCGGUUGUGGGCUUCUGGCAGCCCACUGUGAUUUGCUGUUUUGUGUGCAUGCUUUGCAUUUGGCUGGCCUCCCUGGGCAUCGCAUGCCCCGUAUUCAAUAUCUACGACAUAAUGCCGGUCUACAUUUUAACGCAGCAAACGGACACGGAUGUGUCAGGUGCUGAUGCAAUGACCACCGCUAGAACAACAACAGAAACUCAAUGGGAAAUUGAUGCUUCACAAGAUGGCCUGUCCUAUACCCUGGUGCGUGAGCAGAAACUUGUCAACAUGUGUGUUUCGGAUCAGAGGGAUGUCACUUUGUACUACGUCAUAGUGUUUGUGCUCAUCUUCAUACCCUGCAUAGGUGCUUUCUUUUGGUUCAACACCAUUAUUGCCCGAAAGUUAUGGAAGCGACGCCACAGUGCCACAAUAAACCGUAGACCACCGCCAAAGCCACAAACGCAGAAUGGAAAUAAUACCAAAGCAAUUGCAAGAAUCCAAGUCCCCACCACCCCAACCACAUCACCCUGCAUGGAGCUUCAAAGUACAAACAAAAGAUCUGCAGCGGUUGGUCUGCAACCUCUACAGCCGCAGUGUCAAAAUUGCAGCUGCAAGUGCACCCACAGUACCAGCACAACAAUGCCAAGUAGUUUGAUGGGUAUAAUGGGUGGAACCGCCACGUUGACGGCAGCCUCCAAUGCUCCUCCAACUACUAAGGGGCCGGUGGCAACAAAUUUUGCCAUCUUCUUGCCCAGCAGCAUGCCAACGAGAAGCUCUCGAGAAUCCAGACAUUUGAGAAUGUUCACCAUCAUCCUGCUCAUGAUGGUGGUCUUUGUGUUUCUGCGACUGCCAGCCUGGAUAUUCCUGCUGAUGCGUAUGUAUGGCUCCUACAACAGGCAAAUAGAUUGGAUGCUCUAUUUCACUUUUGGCAUUAUGAAUUUGACCAGUUCGGGUUUGAAUCCUUUGCUUUAUACCUUCCUCACCGAAACCCUGCAGUAUCUUUCUCGCCUAAAGGCCAAAGUCACUGCUUUGAUUUGCAGUUGCUGUUGCUGCUGCUGCUGCUGUUGCCCCGGCAACGGAAAUAAAUCAACUGCUGCUGAUGCCACCAUGCCCAAUAUCAUUGAAGAACCACGUUUCGCUUUAAGUUGCGGUGAUAACUUUUGCGGUUGCAAAGGAUUUCUACGCGCCACCUGGAAAUGUCGUCAGCCCAACUGCGUGCCCAAACCAUUGAAUGAUUCACAGCAACGCGUAGAGUUAGACUCUAAGAGCAAGGAAAGCAAUCAAGUGGCCUAUAACAAUGACAAGGAUGAGGGUGUCGAUUGCAGUGAUGUGGCAGAGGAUGACGAUGAAGGGGCAGAGCAGGCAUUUGAAUUUCAGCAUAGAAUUUUUGCUAUAUAUUCCUCAUCGUUGGUCUCAUCCUCAUCGCAAUAA
Molecule: messenger RNA, 2019 nt
Organism: Stomoxys calcitrans (stable fly)
Lineage: Eukaryota; Metazoa; Arthropoda; Insecta; Diptera; Muscidae
Product: 5-hydroxytryptamine receptor
Exons: 4
Coding region: 1-2019 (672 amino acids)
Biological process (GO): neuropeptide signaling pathway
Cellular component (GO): membrane
Molecular function (GO): neuropeptide receptor activity
Source: RefSeq, a predicted model, not a curated record